Messenger RNA from Polypterus senegalus (gray bichir), 3710 nucleotides. It is a transcript of the gene arhgef19, whose product is annotated as Rho guanine nucleotide exchange factor (GEF) 19. NCBI's taxonomy places the organism in Eukaryota, Metazoa, Chordata, Cladistia, Polypteriformes, Polypteridae. Gene Ontology annotation, biological process: activation of GTPase activity; regulation of actin cytoskeleton organization. The coding region runs from base 563 to 3262 and encodes 899 amino acids. The transcript is spliced from 16 exons. The record is from RefSeq and is a predicted model, not a curated record. Gene Ontology annotation, molecular function: guanyl-nucleotide exchange factor activity; protein binding.
UCCAGUGCAAGUUCUGGCAGCUCCCUUGCUUAGUCUGCACAGACACACAGGCUUAUGGACAAUGACGCCCCCCCGCCCCCCUCCUCCCCGCCUCACCUGGCGUCUCAUCUGAUCCCAGCGGUUUGCUGGAGCCCGGCUGUCACACACACACACACACAGAGGCUUUUCCUGGCAUGUGAGCUCCUCUCCCUUCUGCCGGCAGGUGCUAAAGAUAAAACCAUAAAUAACUCAUAGAGGAGAGAGAGAGAGAGAGAGAGAGAGAGAGAGAGAGAGAGAGAGAGAGGGAGAAAGAGAUUGUUGAGAGUUGGAGAGGUGAGCUGACAUGGCAGCAAGCGGAGCAACACAAGCUGGCCUUUCUCUCUGAUCUUUGGAAACUCCCUUGGAUUGAAUACGCUGGCUGCUGGGUGCCUCUUUAGGAGUAGCUGGAACCAGUGGGCUGGUAAUGGGAACCCAGGACAGUCACAGUCAUCACCAUGUUUGGUGUUCACCGAUGCAACUCCACAGUGGCUUAAGAAGGAGCUGCAGCUUCCCAUAAGCCUCCUGCACUCAGCACCUCCUGGAUAUGGAUUACCGCCCUCUUCCUGCUUUCCAGCCCCACCUGCAAGCCUUCUUACAUCGAAGAGAAAUUGCCGAGAUGUGGAUUCCAGGCUCUUCUGAGGCCCAAGGUUUGAGUGAGGGCUUGAAUGAUAGGCCAUUUCCCCGGCACCAUCACAUUGCCGUUUGCAAACAGGAAACGCUGGCCUUCAUCGAGCUGCCUAACCUUGCUGCUGCCACCACCACCACUGCUACUAAUGGACGGUGUGUGCCUCCCCUAGAGAGUCCGGGGCCUCGAUUUGGCAGAAGGAUGAGCAGCUCUGAUGGAGGUGCAUGGCCGAAGCCAGCACAUUCCACGGACAAUUGGGACUGCAGUAGCAUGAGAUCCAGAAAGGAGCAGUCGAAGGAGAAGUUGGGGCAGCAGACGUUCUCAGAGUCAGUCUGGGUGAGAGGUGCACGGAGGAAGUCAGGCUCUCCCCCCAGACCCCCUCUUCAGAUGUGCGAUUCCGAACCCCAUGGAUCUGAGCCAAGAAGCCCAGACCUGUGCAGCCCACAGAGGCGGAUGUCUCAGAGUUCGGACAAGGAAAAGUCUGCUCGCCGGAAGAUGCGUGUCUACUCCCCGGAGAGCCUGAGCGACGAGUCGUUGAGCAGCCCCAGCCUGGAGUGCGAGUACCUCUUUCCGACAAGUGCCUUUGAAGAUGAACUGAAGGGCAUUCCUCCUCCUUUGCCCAGCUCAAGGGGGCCAACAGAGAGCGCAGUGAGUCCCCCAGCUGACCCAUCAGACUGUUUUGAGGACAUGGUGGUGGCAGAGGCAGCCGGACAAGCUGCUCGCCCCGGGGAUCAGGAGCGCCGGCGCUUCUCUGCCUCUGAGCUCAUCAGUCGCCUGCAGCUCUCACAGAGGAAGAGCUCUUUUACGCUGAAGCUGGGCAAGUCACUCUCUGCUAGGGUCACGCCAAAGGAGAAAGGUGGAUCUCGCAGUCUUAGCCCUGAAGGCAGACACAGCGGCAGAGAUCGCAGUUCAGCGGGCUCCGCCGACAGUGCGCCUCAGAGUCCUGUGGGCCCAGGACCGGUGCCCCCUGGUGAGCACUCUGCAGCACUGCAUAAAGGACCAUCACGACAAAGGAAGGACUCAAUGGAAGAGACCACCUGCGCUCCUAUUUGUCCUGGCUACACGAAGCGACUCUCAAGAUUUCUGCCUAAUUCAAUCUUGUAUCAGGAAUACAGCGACGUGGCCAUCAAUCGGGAGAUUCAGAGACAGCAGUGGGCAGAUGCCAUUAAUGAGGAGGACGAGAAUGGCGUUGCGCCAGCCAGCUGUAAUAUCUCCCCGACCAACUCCUUCCGCUCACAGCGUUCCUCGAGGGGAUCGGCCUUUUCGCUUUGGCAAGACAUCCCAGAUGUGCGGUCCAGCGGCCUGCUGGAUACUUUCAGCAACCAGGAGCGAAAGCUGCAGGAGGCCAAAUUUGAGCUGGUAACAUCUGAGGCCUCCUAUAUCCGCAGUCUCUCCAUCGCAGUGGACCACUUCAUGUGCUCAAGAGAGCUGAGCGACUGCCUGGGGACCCAGGAGAGGCAAUGGCUUUUUUCUAAGCUCCCCGACGUCAAGGAUGUCAGUGAAAGGUUCCUUUCAGAUCUAGAAGAAAGACUUGAGGAAGACAUCUUACGCUUUGAUGUGUCUGACAUCGUUCUAACACACUGCCCUGCCUUUCGGAAAGUCUACCUGCCCUACGUGACAAACCAGGCCUACCAGGAGCAGACAUACCAGAGACUGCUUCUGGAAAAUCCACGCUUUCCUGUGAUUCUUGCACGACUAGAAGAAGACCCAGUCUGCCAGCGAUUGCCUCUCACCUCCUUCCUCAUUCUUCCAUUCCAGAGGAUCACCAGGCUCAAAAUGCUGGUUGAGAAUAUCUUGAAAAGGACAGCACCUGGUUCCAAGGACGAAGACACAGCCACCAAAGCUUUUAAUGAACUGAAAAAGUUGAUCAAGGAAUGCAACUCCAGUGUCCAGUCCAUGAAAAGAACUGAAGAGCUAAUACAUCUCAACAAGAAAAUUCAUUUUGAAGGAAAGAUCUUUCCUCUGAUUUCUCAGUCUCGCUGGCUUGUAAAACAUGGAGAACUCCUUGAGGUGGACACUCAGACCAUCAGCAUGUCUGGCUCCAAACUGAAGCUGCCGACAAGGCCUGUUUAUCUCCACCUCUUCAAUGACUAUCUUCUGCUGUCACGGAAGAAGGAGACAGGCAAGUUUGCUGUGUUCGUGCAUGCGAAGAUCGGUGGGCUAAAAGUGAAGGACUUGAAUGUGAAGUUGCAUGGCAUCUCUGGAUAUAUCUUCCACCUGCAGAUUUGUGAUGGGCAGCAGCUGAAAUACCAGAUCCUACUUAAAGCUCUUACAGAGAGUGAGAAGCAGCGUUGGAUCACAGCCAUGUUUCCUUCAAAUCUGGAGGCAGGCAAAGAGCACAUCAAAGAAAAUGAAGAUCUACCACAAGUUCAAUGCAUCCGGAGCUACAAAGCCCAGGAGGAUGAUGAGCUGACCCUGGAGAAGGCCGACAUCCUUCAGGCUAAGACGAUAACUAAUGAUGGGUGGAUCGAAGGAAUCCGGCUUUCUGAUGGAGAGAGGGGCUGGUUCCCAAAGAGUUACGUGGAGGAGAUCACGAGCCGCAGCGCUCGCCUCCGAAAUCUCCGCGAAAACAACCGCAUCAAGUGUGCCACCCAGAAGCUCGAAGAGGAAUAUCUCUGAAGUGGGGAAAGGCUCUGCUCCUUCAAGACAAAGGUCUCUACCUCAGGACCCUGCGCACGUCCCCUCCGGUGGAAGCGAUGCUGCCAUUGCUCGAGUCUCUUGCUUCUUUGCGGACAGUUGUUGGGUUGAGAAUGACCUUCAUUGCACUCAAGUGAUGCUCUUUGGCUUGGGGUGGAGAGUGGCCUGGAUUAAAUCCUGGAUGAUCUUACCUCAGUGCUAAAUUGGACUCCUUUUGGUUUUCCUUUGUUGCUAUAUGCCAACGACAGAAUCCGCAUGGUGCCUCCCGUAGAAUCGCAUCUUAGAUGGCUUGUUCUCCCGGCACGUAGCAAACUCGAUAUUCUAAGGCACUUACAAAACUCUUUUUUUUAUUGAUAAUUUUUGUUUUAAACAUGUGGACAGUGUUCUUGUCUCUAAGCUAAUUAAAUGCAAUCACCGUACUUCUCAGCCA